GUCCAAGUCCAGCCCCUGCUUCGCUCUCUUCUUUCUUUUAUAAACACAACAGAUCUGAAAAAAAUUUCCAUAUCUUUUCUCUAGAAACAAACAAACAAACGCCAUGGAUUUUCGAAGAAGAUCCACGACCAUCGCUGCAGUUCUUCUGCUUCUCAGUCUCAUCCAUGGCUCCGUCUGUUUCUACCUCCCGGGCGUCGCUCCCGAAGAUUUCCUCAAGGGAGAUGAGUUGAAGGUGAAAGUGAACAAAUUGAUCUCUACAAAGACCCAACUUCCUUACUCUUAUUAUUCCCUUCCGUACUGUCAACCAAAACAAAUAUUGGACAGUGCAGAGAAUCUUGGGGAAGUACUUCGUGGUGAUCGCAUUGAAAACUCUCCUUAUGUGUUUAAAAUGAGGGAACCACAAAUGUGCAAUAUUGUUUGUCGGAUUAAGCUUGAUGCCAAAACCGCAAAGAAGUUCAAGGAGAAGAUUGAUGAUGAAUAUCGUGUCAACAUGAUCCUUGAUAAUCUUCCUCUGGUUGUUCCCAUAAGACGGAUAGAUCAGGAAUCUCCAACUGUUUAUCAGCUUGGCUUUCAUGUUGGUCUCAAAGGCCAAUAUACUGGGACCAAGGAUGAAAAGUAUUUUAUCCACAACCACUUAGCAUUUACUGUCAAGUAUCACAAAGAUUUGCAGACCGACUCUGCAAGAAUUGUGGGAUUUGAGGUUAAACCAUUCAGUGUAAAACAUGAAUAUGAAGGGAAAUGGAGUGACAAGGUUCGUUUAACAACAUGUGAUCCUCACGCCAAACACACAGUUGUUAAUUCCAACUCUCCUCAAGAAGUUGCAGAGAACAAAGAAAUUAUAUUCACAUACGAUGUUGAGUUCCAGGAGAGUGAUGUGAAGUGGGCAUCAAGAUGGGAUGCAUAUCUUCUAAUGAGUGAUGACCAAAUACACUGGUUCUCUAUUGUCAAUUCUUUGAUGAUUGUUCUCUUCCUCUCGGGCAUGGUGGCUAUGAUAAUGCUUCGGACACUAUACCGUGACAUUUCUAAGUACAAUGAACUUGAGACCCAGGAAGAAGCUCAAGAAGAGACAGGAUGGAAGCUUGUCCAUGGGGAUGUUUUCAGGUCCCCCAGCAAUUCUGAUCUACUGUGCGUCUAUGUUGGAACAGGUGUUCAGUUCUUUGGAAUGUUACUUGUUACUAUGAUCUUUGCCAUUCUUGGCUUCCUCUCCCCUUCAAACCGAGGUGGGCUCAUGACAGCCAUGCUCCUUCUUUGGGUCUUUAUGGGCCUUUUUGCUGGUUAUGCCUCAGCUCGUCUGUACAAAAUGUUCAAAGGAUCUGACUGGAAGAAAACCGCUUUCAGAACUGCAAUCACGUUCCCUGGAAUUGUCUCUGCCAUUUUCUUUGUCUUGAAUGCUCUCAUUUGGGGCCAGAAAUCUUCUGGAGCUGUGCCAUUUGGGACAAUGUUUGCUUUGAUUGUCUUAUGGUUUGGUAUAUCACUCCCACUUGUAUAUGUGGGUGGUUAUGUUGGUUUCAAGAAGGCAGCAAUUGAGGAUCCUGUGAAAACAAAUAAAAUCCCAAGGCAAAUCCCAGAGCAGGCCUGGUACAUGAACCCAAUCUUCUCCAUUCUAAUCGGAGGAAUCCUUCCAUUUGGAGCUGUUUUCAUCGAACUCUUCUUCAUCCUCACCUCAAUCUGGCUGAAUCAGUUUUACUACAUCUUCGGCUUCCUCUUCUUGGUGUUCUGUAUCCUCGUUGUUACUUGUGCUGAAAUAACCAUCGUGCUCUGCUACUUCCAGUUGUGCAGCGAGGACUACCUUUGGUGGUGGAGGUCAUAUCUCACCUCUGGCUCCUCAGCACUAUACCUCUUCCUUUAUGCUACAUUCUACUUCUUCACAAAGCUUGAGAUCACCAAGUUUGUUUCUGGGGUGCUAUACUUCGGAUACAUGCUGAUUGCUUCUUAUGCCUUUUUUGUCCUAACCGGUACCAUCGGUUUCUAUGCGUGCUUUUGGUUCACUAGGCUCAUUUACUCAUCGGUGAAAAUCGAUUAAUUGAUGCUACUGGAGCUACAGGGUUAGACUGUUCUUAUUCUUCACUUCCAAUACAGAUCACCAUCUCAAGGUGAGAUUCAGAAGUAACGUAUGAUUAUGCCCUUCAGAUGUAAACUUUCAUGAUCAUUUUUGGUCGGAGACGAUUCUGUUUUUAUACAAUCUUAUAUUCUUUUUAGCUUCUUUGAUAUUCAUUUUGAAUCAUAUUAUAGAUGUUUAAUGUA
Pistacia vera is the source of this 2244-nucleotide messenger RNA. RefSeq names its product transmembrane 9 superfamily member 8. NCBI's taxonomy places the organism in Eukaryota, Viridiplantae, Streptophyta, Magnoliopsida, Sapindales, Anacardiaceae. The coding region runs from base 104 to 2023 and encodes 639 amino acids. The record is from RefSeq and is a predicted model, not a curated record. The transcript has 7 exons. Gene Ontology annotation, cellular component: membrane. Gene Ontology annotation, biological process: protein localization to membrane.